This is a messenger RNA of Telopea speciosissima, 560 nucleotides long. RefSeq lists its product as uncharacterized. The transcript has 2 exons. Lineage: Eukaryota; Viridiplantae; Streptophyta; Magnoliopsida; Proteales; Proteaceae. The record is from RefSeq and is a predicted model, not a curated record. Bases 14 to 463 code for a protein of 149 amino acids.
UUCUCCUUCUAUCAUGAAACCAAGUCCUUUGCAUUUUGAUCAGAGUACACCAAAAAAAGAGAGGCCCAGUCCGAUGAGAACAAGGGGCAAUUUUCCAAAUUCUCCACUGAUCAGAGGGAGAAUGGUUAAGGAUGAAAAUUCAAGCAUGGUUUUCAGAUCUACAGUGGGUGGGCUUUUGUCUAAGAUGUCAGAUUCAAAGGGAGAAAGCCCUGUCCAUGUCAGGAAGAGCUGUGUUACGCCUUUUUCUGUCUUUAAGGUUGCAAGGAGCAAGAGUGUGUGCAAACCAGAGCCAAUGAUCCCAAAAAGUCUCUUCAACAAUACUGUAGGAAAAGAAGAGUUCAACUCCCACUCCCAGAUUAAGAAAUGUAAGAGUAGGAGCCUCUUCCAAUCAGGCAGGGGAAGAACAGAAACAGAACAACUCAAAUUCCAAUGGAACUUUACAACUGCAAUCUCAGUCUGGUAAUUCAAAAUCCAAGCACGUUGGUAGUCUGUCCAUGUCUUUACCUGGAAACCUUAGUGUGCUUGGAAAGGUAACUUUAUAAUUUGGGAUUGUUAAUGCA